UUGGCGCCAAAAGGUCAAGGGUUAGAGUGCAAGGGCAGACGACGUUGUUGGGAACAUGCGUGUACAUCUACUAAGAUAAGCAAAUUAUCCGUUGUUUUUGUCUCAGAUUUGACACUUUUAUGGACACAAACGAGCUAGCUCAGUAAGAGAUAUGAUAGGCGUUGCUAGAAUCGACUGUAUCCGCAAGUUGAUGCGGCUUGCUCAGCCCUGCAUCAGAGGAGGGAGAAGACAUGUUUACCACUACAGAUGGUACUCAGGAAAGUCAAGAACAGAGAUUGUGGAGGCUGAGAUGGCCAGAAUACGGAAUAUAGGGAUCAUGGCACAUAUAGAUGCUGGGAAAACGACUACCACAGAGAGAAUGCUGUAUUAUACAGGCUUCACCAGAGCUUUGGGAGAUGUUGAUGAUGGUGACACAGUGAUGGACUACAUGAGUCAGGAGAGACAGCGAGGUAUCACGAUCCAGUCAGCUGCCAUCUCCUUCAACUGGCAGAACCACAGGAUUAACCUGAUCGACACACCUGGCCAUGUUGACUUUACGGUGGAGGUAGAACGCUCUCUCAGGGUUUUAGAUGGAGCAGUAGCUGUCUUUGAUGCUUCAGCUGGUGUGGAGGCCCAGACACUGACAGUGUGGAAACAGGCAAACAGAUAUUCUAUCCCAAGGAUUGCUUUUCUCAACAAAAUGGACAAGACUGGAGCAAGCUUAGAGUAUUCCAUCAAUUCGAUCAGAGAGAAGUUGAAGACAGUUCCUCUAGUGCUACAUUUGCCCAUUGGUAUAGAGAAGACUUUCAGUGGCAUGGUGGACUUGGUGUCCAUGGAGAAGCUGACAUGGACCCUGGGCCCAGGGAAUGAUGGGUCGACAUACCAGACAACACCACUCCAGGAUGUGGAGGAUACAGAACUACAGGAGAGGGCUUUAGAGGAGAGGGCUCUCCUGAUAGAGCAGUUAGCUGAGCUGGAUGACAAGAUGGCAGAGUUGUUACUCAGUGGAGACGGCACAUGUGAUCUGGAGUCUAUCCCAGCUGAGGAGGUCCAUAUGGCUCUGCAGAGAGUGACCCGAGCCCAGACAGGUGUGCCCGUGUUGUGUGGCAGUUCCCUGAAGAACAAAGGUGUCCAACCCCUGCUGGACGCCAUCAUCAGAUACCUGCCUGACCCACGGGACAAGGGCAAGGAACUGGAGCAGCUGUAUGAGGAUAGUUUAUGUGCAUAUGCCUUCAAAAUCAUCCAUCAUAAGCAGCGGGGACCUCUGACCUUCCUACGCAUCUACUCAGGAACCCUCACGCCACAGUCCACUGUCUAUAAUGUCAGCAGGGACUGCACAGAAUGUGUGAACAGACUACUGCUGGUUUUUGCUGAUGAGUACAGAGAGAUGUCGGCCAUGUCUGCCGGAAAUAUCGCCAUGGCUGUGGGGCUCAAACAGACAUACACUGGAGACACCCUUGUGUCCUCCCCAUCUGCAGUGGUAUCUGCCAAAAAAGUAAGAGGGCAGCUGCAGGAGAAGGGGCAUUCCAUUUCUGAUAUGGGGGACGAGGAUGCCCCAGUGCUCGCAGGACUGGAUGUUCCUGAACCUGUCUUCUUCUGCACAAUAGAGGCACCGUCAAUAUCAAAACAACAGGAGCUGGAUGCUGCCUUGGUCAAUCUUCAGAAAGAGGACCCAAGUCUUCAUGUCAAAAUUGAUCCUGAAACAGGACAGACUGUGUUAUCCGGGAUGGGAGAGCUGCACCUGGAGAUCAUACAGGACAGGAUCCUGAAGGAGUACGGCCUGGAGACACACCUGGGGCCCCUACAGGUGGCCUACAGGGAGACGGCAGGUGAAACAGCUCAAGAAACAGUGACUGUAGAUCGUGUUCUGGGUGCCCAGAAGCACCAUGCCGUGGUGACUGUCUCCAUACAGCCACUGGAGUUAGACGGUCAGACCAGGGACGUCUCCGUGUACUUCGGACUAGACAGGAGGACAGUGAACAAAGACGUUCUGACAGCAGUGAAAAGUGGCGUUGUGUCAGCUUGUACACAAGGUCCCUUGUUAGGCUAUCCUGUUGUGGGGGCAGAAGUGACUGUAGAUGCCAUUGAGGUUGGUGCGGGGACAUCAAUGGCAAUGGUGUCAGCAUGUGCAGCACAGGCAACACAGAAGGUUUUAAAGAAGAGUGGUGGGAGGAUAUUAGAACCAAUGAUGCUGCUGGAGAUCACCACAGAUGAGGGCCACAUGCGCUCAGUCCUGGCUGACCUGUCCCAGAGGCGUGGUCGCGUCACGGAGGUACAGAGUCGGGCGGAGUCCAGGGUGGUCGUGGCAGAGGCACCGCUAGCGGAACUCAUGGGUUACUCCACGGCGAUACGAACUGUGACCUCUGGGCAGGCGACCUUCACCAUGGAGCUGUCCAGGUACGAGGAGAUGACAGCACUGGACCAGAACAGACUCCUCAGGAAGAUGACAACAUUCGAUGUGGAAGGCUUUUGAUGAAACUCAUCAUUCUGCUAUGAUUUGAUGGCCUUGAUGAAGAUGGCAGACGGUCAUCAAAACAUCAGCUCUUGUUAAACAACUGGUUGUGACUUGUGAAUAAAGAACUUUGCUAUUCAAUCAUUCACCAACCUGGUGAAAUUAUUCAUGAUGGAUAUUCAGCCAUGUCAAUUGUAAGUUAUACUUUACCGGCUAUUUAUAUUAUAAGCAAAACAGAUGAUUCUUCAUGACUUUUACCAAAGUAACAAAGUGUAGGCUUCAAGUGUAUAAUAAAUAGAAUUCCAGCUUGUCUAAGCCUGAUUCUUUUUGCCACUUCAUAUAACAUUAUAUGAUACACACAAUGUAGAACUAGCAGAAAAGUUACUGCAGCCAGGAAAGAAAAUUAUCAUUGACCAGAGACACCGACUUCAGCUUUGCUGCAAAUGUAAUCACAAUCAACAAUCAUAUAUUGUAACAAACUUACCCAGUAACAUUGUAUCUUAUGUUUAAAAAUUAAUGCAUUUAUGAAUCUCAAUUGCCUACAUAAAAAAAAAUCUGCUGUCUAUUCUUUGUGAUGUUCAUUAUUCAUACAUGUACAAUUCAGGAGAAUAUACUAGCAGCUCUUUUGCAUUUAACAAGUAUUCAAAUUUAGCGAGCUUUCUUCAAAAUUGCAAACAUGUGACUAGUGAGAAGUGUCUAGUACAUGUACUUCACAGUCAGCUUGUAAAAUGCAGAAGCUGGUACGUAUAGAAUGCAAUAUGGUGUAUUCCGACUCGAGGGAGGGCCGGGACCAAGGACGAUGCGGAAUACACCCUGUUGUAUUUUAUUUAUGUCAUACCCACCCAAGAAAACGCGCCUUUCAAUGCAAAAUGGGCCAAAAUUUUGGUGCCCCUAAAACAAUGAAAUGCAACAACUUCGAUUCCAACAUCCAAAUCCUGUAUUCGAAUUCUCGAAAGAAGCACACGCGGUUAGGGUGAAACGCGUUCGAAUCAUUCUAUAAUUGGAAUCCAUGAAAGCCCGGGCCGCAACGUAAAGUACAACCUGGUCCAGAACACCAUUAUCUAACGUUAUCACAGCCCAGGUAUUAUAUAAAAAAUGUGAUACAGGAGUUUCUGAUUAUACUAA
This is a messenger RNA of Branchiostoma belcheri (Belcher's lancelet), 3556 nucleotides long. RefSeq names its product ribosome-releasing factor 2, mitochondrial-like. Gene Ontology annotation, biological process: ribosome disassembly; mitochondrial translation. Gene Ontology annotation, molecular function: GTPase activity; GTP binding; translation elongation factor activity. NCBI's taxonomy places the organism in Eukaryota, Metazoa, Chordata, Leptocardii, Amphioxiformes, Branchiostomatidae. The record is from RefSeq and is a predicted model, not a curated record. The transcript has 21 exons. Gene Ontology annotation, cellular component: mitochondrion. The coding region runs from base 152 to 2452 and encodes 766 amino acids.